AUGCCUCUUUUUACUCGCAAUCGCAAUGUCGACAACAGUCACACAGCAACUGCUGUCAACACAGGAAACAACUCAAUGGAAGUUCCAACACCCGCCAUCGCAAACGCAUUCAACUCGAAUCCCGAGAAGAAUGUCAGAACGAAUGAAAACCUUCACAUGCCUGCUCUCACCAUGCGCACCAUCUACAUGACCAUAUUGGUUGCCAUGGGUGGAUUCAUCUUUGGUUAUGAUACUGGACAAAUUUCUGGGUUUUUGGAGAUGGAAGUCUUCCUGCAAAGGUUUGGACAGAGAUCCAACAACUUGAUCGCUCAUCCUUUUGGCUAUGCUUUCUCGAAUGUGCGAUCUGGAUUGAUUGUUGCUUUGUUAUCCAUUGGUACAUUGUGCGGAUGUUUGAUUGCUGGACCUCUCGCCAAUUCAUAUGGACGCAGAGCGUCUAUUCCACCUUGGUGUCUGAUCUUCUGCAUUGGUGUUGUUGCACAAAUGGCCGUUGGCCCUGGGGACUGGGUAGGCAUCGCAAUGGGACGAUGGUGUGCCGGUUUGGGAGUCGGUGGUCUAUCGGUUCUUGUUCCCAUGUACAUGGCAGAAACUAGUCCGGUGCCUGUAAGAGGAGCUGUUAUUUCAUGUUAUCAACUCUUCAUCACCAUCGGAAUCUUCACCGCCGAUUGUAUCAACUAUGGAACUGAGAAAUUCACCAAUACAGGUUCUUACCGAGUUCCCAUGGGCGUUGGUUUCAUCUGGGCAAUCAUCCUUGGUGUUGGUAUCCUAUUCCUUCCAGAAACACCCAGAUACGAUUGGAACCACGGAAAUUCCGCCCGGGCCCGCACAACCAUGGCCGCUUUUCAUGGCGUCCCUGAAGACCAUCCUGCGAUCGAACUGGAAUGUGCUGAAAUCGAGAAAGUUCGUGCUGCUACCCAAGGUGAACAUCCAUGGUACGAAGCCGUCACCGGUCCAAGAAUGUUCUACAGAGUGUCUCUUGCAAUGGGAUUGCAGAUGUUGCAACAACUUACCGGUGCCAACUAUUUCUUCUACUACGGUACAACCAUCUUUGCCGGUGUCGGUAUCAAAAACUCUUUUGUUACUGCCAUGAUUCUUGGUGGUGUCAAUGUUGGCGCUACAUUCCUUGGUGUCUGGAUGGCUCGUAGAUUCCGUCGUCGCGAAUCCCUGUACAUUGCCGCACUCUGGCAAUGUAUGUGUUUCCUCGUCUUUGCAUCCGUCGGACAAUUUAUAUUCAAGGAUGCCGUUCCCGAAAGCUCCACAGCGAAGACGGCCGGAACUGUCAUGAUUGUCUUUGCUUGUCUGUUCAUCGUCGGCUUCGCAAGUACAUGGGGUCCUCUCGUAUGGGCAUGUAUCGGAGAAAUGUUCCCAUACCGCUAUCGAGCGGUCGCAAUGGCUUUUGCUACCUCUGCAAAUUGGUUCUGGAAUUUCAUGCUUGCGUUCUUUACCCCUUUCAUCACCAACGACAUUCAAUAUGCGUAUGGUUAUGUUUUUGCAGGAUGUAACUUUGCGGCUUUCUUCGUCGUCUUCUUCUUUCUUGUUGAAUCUAGUGAUAAGACAUUGGAGGAAGUUGAUGCCAUGUAUUUGUUGGGUGUCCGACCUAUUGGAAGUCACGCAUUCAAAUUUGAUGCAGACACGAUGGCUACUUUGGGUACUGCCAUCAACACCGAUUCUAUGCAUUUGGAAAACAGAAAUGGUAGAGUUCAGAAGGUUAAUGAGGCUGGUCAGGGUGGAGUUUUCCAUGAUGAGGGCUUGCCGAGAAAUAAGUCUGUCACUGAGAGUUAG
Molecule: messenger RNA, 1779 nt
Organism: Sclerotinia borealis F-4128
Lineage: Eukaryota; Fungi; Ascomycota; Leotiomycetes; Helotiales; Sclerotiniaceae
Source: the annotation of a GenBank genome assembly